Messenger RNA from Enterobius vermicularis (human pinworm), 536 nucleotides. The record is from the annotation of a GenBank genome assembly. Lineage: Eukaryota; Metazoa; Nematoda; Chromadorea; Rhabditida; Oxyuridae.
AUGGAAGAGGAGAACGAGAAUCUCCCAGCAACCAGUCAGCAGUCUUUGAGCAGUACCUCAGCACCUAACGAGCUGCUCUUCAGCAGUCGCCGAGCACUUAACGAAGGUUUUCUUACGCUGAUAAUUUCAAACGUCUGGUCCCUUGAUCACGAAGUGGAAUCGCCAAAGCAGGAUGUUUUUGGACUUGAAUGGUUCUUAUCAGCAAAGAUGGAGGAACAGGUUUGUGGUACGGAGGUGGGGAAUCAGGAUUGUUGUACGAAGUAUCUUGGACUUCAUCUUUAUUGCGGUAAAGCGACUAGAUUUAGUUGCUGGAGCUGUACAGCCAUUUUUCAACUGACAUUGAAGCACAGAAACGAACAGCUAAAUUACGUUAAAACGCAUAAAUACAAUUUCUCUCAGCAACGUACUGAAUACAGCGUUCCAACAUUCAUUAAAAUGGAAGAUCUCGCCAAUCUCAACAAAGGAUACACAGAAAACGGAAAAGUUUCUAUUGAGGCGCAUAUUGUUGUUAAAAAAGUUAAAGGAACGCGGUAAGA